Messenger RNA from Vicia faba (fava bean), 1143 nucleotides. NCBI's taxonomy places the organism in Eukaryota, Viridiplantae, Streptophyta, Magnoliopsida, Fabales, Fabaceae. The record is from the annotation of a GenBank genome assembly.
AUGGAAGAUCUCACGUAUCAAUUCAAUGACCCCUAUGAAUGUUCCAUUGAUCCAAGUUUCUUCAUUAUGAGUAACCCCACACUAGACGAUUUAGUCAUUAACAACAUUGACAUUAACAAUGGAUCCACUUCAAUGUUUCAACAAAAUGUAACUAAUUUAUCCAUUAACAACAAUAAUCUACCCCACCAGAAUCACCAUGCAGUGUUUCAAGAAAACCACCAUGAUAGCAUUAGUGAUUCAUUUUUCGAUGGAGUGCCUCAAGAAAUGCAUGAGGAUCAAACAAUUCAACCUGUAAAUCAGAUUCCGGUUUUACCUAAUGGAACCGAUGCAAUGACAAUUGAUCAAUGGCCUUCUGCACCACUCCCAUAUUUUUGCAGUUGUUGUCAACUUCUCAGAGAAAUCAUACACGCUAAUGGUGUUCAAUUUGAAAAGCUUGAGAUUCAUGGAAGGCUAGGUUUGAUUACACAUGCAAUUCAUCAUCAGACACCUGUUAAUGGAAACCCACCAAUCAACCAAAUGAUUGAUUUUAGCAGGAGAAACCUUGAGGAAAUAAAGAAAUUUCUGGCACAAUACUGCAUGGAUCGUAUUUUAGCAGGAUAUUUUAUUCUACAAGAUCCCUUGUCUUCAUAUUAUGAGACUCUUUGCACUGGAUUGGAUUGGGUUGAAGAUUUUAACAUUGAUGGUAUUCUUGAUAAUAAUAAUCAAAAUAAUUCAGAUGAGAUGGCAGAACAAGAGCAGCAAAUGGGUGAGAAUGGAACUCCUACCGCAACACUUGAUAAAAAGAACCUCUCGAAACAGAGGAAAAAAGCGGGAAAAUUGACAUUAACUAAUUUAUGUGAUCAUUUUCAUCUACCUAUUGAGGAAGCAUCGGAAAAAGUGGAAUUGUGUCCAACAGUUCUCAAGAAAACAUGCCGCAAAGCAGGAUUAACAAGAUGGCCUCACAGAAAGGUGAAAAGCCUUUUGAAGCAGAUAGCAUUGCUAGAAAGUCAAAUGGGAAGACAAGAUGCAGCGACAAGGGCAAGGACUGAAAAGGAUAUUAGCGAGCUUAAGGAAGAAAUGAUUAGGCAUUGUGGUGGACUUAUACCAACGGCCAUGUAUAACAUCGCUGCCUUCUUGCCACCACAACAUCAGCAACGUAGGUAG